Limulus polyphemus (Atlantic horseshoe crab) is the source of this 5218-nucleotide messenger RNA. RefSeq names its product exportin-5-like (gene Ranbp21). Bases 112 to 3717 code for a protein of 1201 amino acids. The transcript has 33 exons. Gene Ontology annotation, cellular component: RNA nuclear export complex; nucleus; cytoplasm. The record is from RefSeq and is a predicted model, not a curated record. Gene Ontology annotation, biological process: RNA export from nucleus; protein export from nucleus. Lineage: Eukaryota; Metazoa; Arthropoda; Merostomata; Xiphosura; Limulidae. Gene Ontology annotation, molecular function: small GTPase binding; RNA binding; nuclear export signal receptor activity.
UUGUAUUUGUACUGUUCUCUAAACCAUAUCUGAGUAAGAUCAUAGAUGUGUAACUGUUCGUGCUAAUCAGGAUUUUAGCAUAAUUUUAUACAAUACAAAAGCUUGAAAAUAAUGGAAGAUGAGAUAAAAUGUGCUGCAGAAAAACUAGUGUCUGCAAUAGAUAUUCAUAUGAAUCCCUAUGUUAGUCAGAACGAAAGAGAAGAAGCGUACAAGAUCUGUGAAGAUUUCAAGGAAAAUUCUCCUCUUUGUGUCCAAUGUGGUCUUCAACUAACAAACAAAGGUUACUCUUCUGUAGUGCGUCACUUUGGACUACAGCUGAUUGAACAUGUCAUCAAAUUUAAGUGGAAUGGAAUGACUCAAGAGGAAAAAGUAUUUAUCAAAGAUAGUGCUAUGCAGCUUCUUGCAACAGGAACUGAACAUAUUCUGGUGGAACAUAGCCAUAUAAAAUUUGCUUUGUCUCGAAUCAUUGUGGAAAUGGUAAAACGAGAGUGGCCACAGCAUUGGCCCAGUUUUCUUCAAGAGAUGUAUGAACUUUCAGCCAUAGGGGAAACGCAGAAAGAAUUGGUGCUACUCAUAUUUUUACGGUUAGCAGAAGAUAUUGUAGCUUUUCAGAGCAUUCAGAAUCAGCGGAGACGACAGAUUUAUCAAGCUAUGACUUUAGACUUAAAUAAUAUAAUCACAUUUUUCCUUCAGACAUUACAAAGUCAUUAUCAGAUGUAUGUUGAAAUGCGGCAGGCUGAUAAAAAAGAAGAGAUGAUGGUUCAUUGUAGAGUAGUUGAAGCUACUUUAAUGACACUUGCAGGCUUUGUGGAGUGGGUUCCUAUCUCUCAGAUCACAAAAGAAAACAAUAUUCUUUUUCCAAUACUGAGUCUACUUCUUGAAAGUCAACUACAGUUAUAUGCUGCAGAGUGCCUACUAUUGAUUGUCAGUAGGAAGGGGAAAAUUGAAGAACGAAAACCACUUCUAGUACUCUUUGAGGAAGAUGCUAUGUCAGUGAUUUUUUCUGCAGCUAGUGCUGCAGCUCUGGCCCCCUUAGAAGAACAACACUAUGUUUUUCUGAAGAAACUUUGCCAAGUUUUGACAGGUCUCGGUUCUCAGCUGUGUUUGCUGUGGGGUACCAUAGAAAAUUUUGUACCUCCCAAGGCAUUUCCCACUUAUCUAAGCUGUAUAGUUGCAUUCACUUCCCAUGCCAGUCAGGUUCUAAGCAGCUACACUCAAACUUUGUGGGCAACAUUUUUUCGACACCGUUCUAUAUCCCAGAAUCCUUGUCUUCAAGCUGUCCUAUCUAAAGUUGUUGAAAGUGAUAUAGAAAAGUUAAUGAAGGUAGGAUUUCCAUCUGGAAAUAAUUCCCUCAGUUGUGAAUAUUCAAGAAUAGACUUUCAUAAGGAUGAGGAUUACCACAGUUUUUAUAUCAGAUACAGAGCAGAAGUCACAGAAGCUUUACGAUGGGCAACGAUUCUCAAUCCCACCAUGUUAUUUGGUUAUGCAUCACAGUGGUUAACAAAUCAGCUUCAGAAGCCUAUUGAUGUAGGAGCAGGAUCUGACAAUGGCUUUUGUCACACUAGUUCUCCAUCUUAUAUCCAGUGGAGUGCGUUAGCUUUAUUUCUGGAAUGUGUUUUAAGUCGUAUUCUUGCCUCUGACAAACCAAAGCCUUCAGCAGAAGAAGGGAUUAUUCUUCUCAAAGCAGUUUUAAACUAUGACACUCAGGACCCUCUUAUCCUUUCCUCAGUGCUGUCUUGUAUCUCAGCUUUGUUUGUUUUUCUGACAUUAGCACCUGAUGAUAUAUUACCUGCUGUGCUUGAUAAGAUAUUUUCUGCUGUAGUUUUCAAUUUUCCUGGACAAACUAAAGCUACACGAAGUAAAGCAAUAAAAAAUGUGAGGCGUCAUGCCUGUUCUUCCCUUGUGAAGAUUUGUAAACAGCAUCCUAAGCUUCUCCUGCCAGCAUUUCAGCAGAUGUACACUCAAGUAAAAAACCUCUGUCAAGAUCCUGAUCAGCUUUCACAACUGGAGAAAUGUACUUUGUUAGAAGCUCUUGUUCUGAUCAGUAAUGAGUUCCACAACUACAAUCAGCAACUGGAUUUCUUGAAGGAAAUCUUUAAUCCUGUAUCUUCCAUCUGGCUGAGUUCUGAGCUACAAGAGGCUUUUUUUUCAGUAGAAACCUUUAUGUCUCAUAUUGGCCUUGAUCGUCCCCCUGUAGAACCAGGUAGUGAUGACAUCAUGGGAAUUAACAGGUCACAGAUAAUUUACUGUGUGUCAACCAUCCUGGGAGUUAUCAAACGGUCUAGAUGGCCAGAUGAUUUUGAGGUAGCAAAGAAAGGUGGAUUUUUGCAUGAAUUUGGUAGUGAAACAGGCCUACAUUUUCGCAACCCUGCUACACCAUAUGUUUCCAUGUUGCUUGAGAGACUAUUUUCUUUAAUUGGAGUUUUAAAUAGUCUAUGGAGGCCAGAUGCAUUAAGUAAAAUACAUUCAGAGUUUGCCACAGCUAAUGACAUGCUAGAGGUUGAAAAACAAAACAUUUUAGGUCAGAAUCCACAGUGUCUAGAUUUUUCAGAUAACCCUGCUAUGAAACAGCCUCCAGAAAGGAUGAAACAUUUUAUGUCAACUGUUCAUGAAACCUGUUAUCACAUUUUAGGAAAUUCUGGGCCAAGUCUUGGAGCUGACUUUUAUGCCAUUCCAAAUCUGGCAGCAGCUAUUGUAUCAUCUGUUUUUGCUGACUUGAACAAUGUUCCAGAUUACAGAUUACGUCCUGUUAUUCGUAUUUUUAUGAAACCUUUUAUCCAACACUGUCCACCACAAUUCUACCAGACAGCCCUUAUUCCUGUACUAGAGGUUCUUUGUCCACUUAUGUUUCAAAGAUUAAGUACAAAGUGGGAACAAUUUAAGCAACGUUAUGGUACCAGUUCAGGCUAUGAGGAAGAAAUGACAGAAAGUCAGGAAGUGCUAGAUGAUCAAGUGAAUCGACAAGUUACUAGAGAAUAUGUAGAUCUUCUAGAUGUCAUUCUUCAUGGAAAGAAAAUAUCCAAUGAGCAAGUGUCUGAGCUCAUGGAAGAAGAAACUGAAACUAGUAAACCUGCUAGUCCAACAGAUGGUCUUUCUGAGCUAGGUAUCUCAGUAAUACGAACUGAAACUGUUUGCCCUUCAAUUGUCAUGACAAUAUGUGAUGCUCUUCACUGGCUUGAUACAACUACAUGUCUGAAAAGUGUUCAGUUAUGUACACCAGUACUUAAGCAGCUGUUAUCAGAUUCUAUUAUCCAGCAACCAGAAGAAGCUUUCUAUAUUCUACACAGUGUACUCAAAGGACUACAGGAGCUUGGUGAACAUGAAGCUAAUCAAGCACUUUUGCUUGGGUUGGGGCUGCAGACAUAUGAGACUCUACGUCCAGUAUUUCCUACUUUACAAACCGUCUUGUCUCAAGUGACUGGUUGCACUCAGAAAGACUUGCAGAGCUUUGAUGAAAAAAUAUUGCAGACAUCUUCUGGUAAAAUAACAGAAAAACGAAAGAAAGAUAUCUUCAGGAAAUUAGUGUCGGAUAUAAUUGGUACAAAUAUUGGACAACAGUUUAAGAAGGAAGUUCAUAUAAAGAAUUUACCACCAUUGUUCUGUUGGCCUCGUAAAAAUAACCUUCCCUUAGAUGACUUGGAAAAAUAUAACAUGGGGUUAUGUGAAUUAUUUCAACCUGAUCAGCAGCAGAAGAAGAAUGCAUUCUCAACAUCAUAGUCAUAAUCUUUGUCUCAGAUUUAUUGGAAUUUUACAAAUCAACAUUUGUAUUUCAGCUAUUUCAACUUGUGUAAAAUGUCAUCAUUUCAAUCAUCUUUUGUCUUCUAAAAUCACAAAAUUCCUCAUGCUUGCCAACAAGGCUCAUUCACAGUUGCAAACUAUAAGUAGUAUAGAUUUAUAUUACUAGUACCCAUAAAGUAAUGGCUUUACAUUAUAAAACAUGAAAUACUGCACAUAUAAUCGUGUAUAAAAAUGGAAUAUGUGUGAAUUCUCCUAGUUUUACAGCAAAUUUUUAAUUUUUUUCAAGACAUUUUAUUCCUCUAAAUAUUUUCACCAGUAAAUCUGUCUUUCAUUUAGGUCUGUAAAAGUCAAAACUACUUAUUCAACUAUCUUUUAUAUGCACAUCAGCUUUUACCAGUAACUUUGGUAAUGAAGCAUUUAUUUGAAGUAAGUUAUUGAAAUUGUCAAAGUUUUCAUUAGUUUGCAAAAGCUGGCCUGCCUUUGUGACAUUCUUUUUCAAUUUUGUUAUCAAGAUGUUAUGUUUCCUGAUUUAACAAGGAAGAUGUAUAUUUUCAGAAUUCGUUUUCUUUAAUGAAAUACAUACAAAAAUAUUCCUUAAUUUAAUGAUUAUGUUAGAACAUCUUCAGUUAAACAACUAGAGAUCCAAAGGUGCUUUUAUCUUACCUUGUUUGCAUUUCUGAUAAAAGUUUAGUCAAAAUUCAUUGAAAACAAUAUACAAUUAGUCAGUCUUAGUAUUCCUACUAAUCAAGCUUGUUUCAGUUUAUAUAACUAGUUUGUAAUGAAAUAGUUGCUUAACUGUGAAAAUGGUUUAAUUUAUAUUAAAUGUCUUCCUUGUUCUUUUCCAAACGUUCAAAGAUGUAGGGAUCCAAGCUUCCCACAAACCUUAAAAGUUGCAAAGUGGCUAAUUAAAAUUAAAACUGAAUGCUUACCAUUCCCACAAUCAGUGUUUAACAAUAAGUUAUUUCUUCAAAGAUUUUUAACAAAUCUUUGGUUUUAAAAUUGAGAACCAGUACAAAGCCAAUCAGUUUUUCUGUAUUAUUUCAUGAUAUUCUGACACAAUCUGUGUUUAUUUUCAAAAUGCAGUCUUUAACAAUGGUGAAAGACUGAAUUUUUGUAUUCAUAUUUUUCACUUUUUAUGUUUCUUAACUUUUUCUUAAUUGUAAGUUGUAUUUGCUAAAUAAAUAGAGUUGUGGAUACCAGUUUUGUAAAGUACACUGUGUUCACAACUGUAAUUUACAUUAAAAUAUAAGCUCAACAACAAAAAAUUUGACAAACUUUAAAACAGUUCUUUAUUUGCAAGCUGUUUAGGUGUGUUAAAAAACAUUAUGUAACAAAUAUAAUCUUAAAAGAUUUGAUUUCUUUAGAAGUUCUUAAUUUAGUAAAUAUGGAGUCCAUAUGAAUUAGUAAUUUGUUUUGGUAUGAGUACAGGAGUUUCUGAAUGAUGAAACAAUACAAAAAUAAAUGUUUCAUGUAUUUUAAA